UCAAAUGUCAGUGAAGAAACUCCAAGCUCAUCCAGAUGUUUAGUUUUAGUCCAGAAAAACAUCAGAAAAGAGAAGUUGGUUCAGAUCCACAGAGUCCUGCAGGGAUCAGAGUCCUGAUGCUGCAGACAGAACGUCUCAGAUCAUUUGAAUCAUCAUCUGACUGAAAGAAGAAAGACUUUUCUGCUGCAGCAAACAAAGGUGAAGGAGGAAGGUGUGUGUGAGCUGAUGUGGAUCCAGUGAAUCCAGCAGCAUGGAUCAGUGGGAGGAACCACAGGAGGGAGCCCCUCUCUCUAAAAGCAGAGAUGGUAACCAUGACAACCAGAGCAAAGCUCAGAGGAACCAACCUGGACCUGGAUCUGAAUCCAGCUGGGGGUCCAACAGGAGUGACAUGUCAAAGGUUUCUAAUCCUGACUUUAAAGACAUCCAUUCAGGAGUGGAACAAGGUCAACAGGUCACACAGAGAGUCCAGUCUGCAGCCUCCAGCUGUGACUCCAAGAAGAGUGACCGGUCCAAAGAUAAACCUCCAAACUUCAGAACUGAACCAGGACCUUCAGACUCACAUGUCCACAGAGAGAAUAGGAGCGGACCCCAGUCUGCAGAAAGACCCAGAGCUGCAGAUGUUGGUCUGCAGGAGAUGUUUGGAGAACAUCAGAUCAGUCUGAAGAGCAGAAGUGAACAUGUGGCUGAAGGAACUGAAGAAGCAGGAAGAGAAACGCUCCUCAACAGGGUCUACACUGAGCUCUACAUCACAGAGGAACUGAGACCAGAGGGUCACACCCAACAUGAGGUGAUGCAGCUGGAGACAACCACCAAGACCAACCAGCUCCAUGACACUGCAAUCAAGAACCCAGACAUCUUCAAAGUCUUCCCUGACCAACACAGAUCCAUCAGAGUGGUUCUGACCAGCGGAGUUGCUGGAGCUGGAAAAAGCUUCUCAGUGCAGAAGUUCACUCUGGACUGGGCCGAGGGCUUGGAGAACCAAGACAUCAGUGCUGUGGUUCCUCUGUCCUUCAGGGAGAUGAACUUGAUCAGAGAUGAGCAGCACAGUCUUCUCACUCUGAUCCAGCUGUUCCAUCCAACACUCCAGAAGAUCCCAGCAGAACAGCUGUCUGUCUGCAAACUUCUGUUCAUCUUUGAUGGUCUGGAUGAAAGCAGACUUUCUCUGGACUUCAACAACAGUCCGUUGGUGUCUGAUGUCACACACAAGUCCUCAGUCAACGUGCUGCUCACUCACCUCAUCCAGGGACGUCUGCUGCCCUCAGCUCUGGUCUGGAUCCCUUCCAGACCUGCAGCAGCCAAUCAGAUCCCUCCUUCAUGUGUGGACAGACUGACAGAAGUACGAGGCUUCAAUGAUGCUCAGAAGGAGGAGUACUUCAGGAGGAGGUUCCCAGAUGAAGAGCUGUCCAGCAAAAUCAUCUCCCACAUCAAGGGCUCCAUGUCCCUCUACAUCAUGUGUGAAGUUCCAGUCUUCUGCUGGAUCACUGCUGUGGUUCUGGAGAACCUGCUGACCACAGAGCAGAGAGGAGAGCUGCCCACCACCCUGACUGACAUGUACUCCCACUUCCUGAUGGUCCAGACAAAGAGGAAGAAGAACAAGUACCAGCAGGAACAUCAGACAAGUCCACAAGAGCUGACAGAGACUGACAGGGAAGUUCUUCUGAAGCUGGGGAGGCUGGCAUUUGAACAUCUGGAGAAAGGAAACAUCAUUUUCUACCAAGAAGACCUGCAGCAGUGUGGUCUGGAUGUCACAGAGGCCUCAGUGUACUCUGGAGUUUGUACUGAGAUCUUCAGAAGAGAGUGUGGGAUCUUCCAGAAACCGGUCUACAGCUUUGUUCAUCUGAGCGUUCAGGAGUUUCUGGCUGCAGUCUACAUGUUCCACUGUUACUCCAGGAGGAAGGUAAAGGUCAUUAAGGACUUUCUAAAGGACAACAUGGAGAACCCAUCCCUGGAUGAGUUUCUGAGUGGAGUCAUAAAGAAAUCCCUGCAGAGUAAAACUGGACACCUGGACCUGCUGGUUCGCUUCCUUCAUGGUCUCUCUGUGGAGUCCAACCAGAGACUCUUAGGAGGCCUGCUGGGUCAGACAGAGAAGGAUCUAGGAACCAUCCAGAGACUCCUAGGAGGCCUGCUUGGACAGAGAAAAAAGAAUCCAGAAACCAUCAAGAGAGCCAUCAACAACCUGAAGAAGAUCAACAGUGAAGGAGUUUCUCCUGACAGAAGCAUCAACAUCUAUCACUGUCUGAUGGAGAUGAAGGACCUCUCAGUUCAUCAGGAGAUCCAAGAGUUCCUGAAGUCAGAGAACAAAUCAAAGAAGAAACUCUCAGAGAUCGACUGCUCAGCUCUGGCCUACACUCUACAGAUGUCAGAGGAGGUUCUGGAUGAGCUGGACCUGAACCAGUACAAUACAUCAGCUGAGGGUAAACGGAGACUGAUCCCAGUUGUAAGGAACUGCAGAAAGUUCAGACUUUCAGAACCAUGUGGACUCUCAGAGACUCACUAUGAAAUUGUGGCCUCAGCUCUGAAGUCCAACCCGUCCCACCUGACAAAACUGGACCUGAGCAGAAACAACCUGGAGAAUUCAUCCUUGAAGGUUCUCUGUUCUGGACUAGAGAGUCCAAACUGCAGACUGCAGACUCUGAGGUUGAUCUAUGGCAGUUUGUCAGAGAUCAGCUGUGAAACUCUAGUCUCAGCUCUGAAGAAAAACCCAUCCAAUCUCACAAAACUGGACCUGAGCGGGAACAACCUGCAGGAUUCAGGAGUUCUUCAUCUGUGUGGUUUUCUGGAGAGUCCAGACUGCAGACUGCAGACUCUGAGGCUGAUAGACUGCAGAUUGUCAGAGAUCAGCUGUAAAUCUCUGGUCUCAGCUCUGAAGAAAAACCCGUCCAACCUUACAGAACUGGACCUGAGCAGGAACUGGAAUCUGAAGGAUUCAGGAUUUCUUCAUCUGUGUGGUGUCCUGGAGAGUCCAGACUGCAGACUGCAGACUCUGAGGUUGGAGUUCUGCAAAUUAUCAAAGAUCAGCUGUGCUGGUUUGAUCUCAGCUAUGAAGAACACCCCGUCACACCUGACAAAACUGGACCUGAGAUACAACAACCUUCAGUCUUCAGAUGUACAGCAGCUCCAGGAUCUGGUGGAGAGUCCAAACUCCAAACUGCAGACUCUGAGGUGGAAGGACUGAUGUUCCUCCUGGAGGAGCAGAGAGGAGCAGCAGCAGCAGCAGCUGGUCUGCAGAGAUGUUGUGACUGGACGGUGUUCCUGGGAGGUGGAGAGCAGAGUGAUGGAGGAAUCAGAGGAAGUGGAGAUGAGUGUCAGAGCUGCAGCAGGAACUGAUCUGAGAUCAGCUCCACUGUCUCUCUGAGCAUCAAGUGGACAGUUAUUGUGCUGCAGCUCCCCCGGUGGACUGAUGGAGAACUGCACUUCCUCUCCUCAUUCUAACUUGGAGUGUUGAUCUGAAACAUGGGUUGGAUUCAGAUGUUCAGCAGCUCCAGGAUCUGGAGAAAAACAGACCUGCAGACAAACAGAUUCUUUUCUAGAUCAUCACUUUCUUCUUUGAUCUACAUUAGAUGAACAGAUGUGAGUUUGGGAUGGACCAAUCAAGGUUUGAGGGAAUCAUUGAUCAGACAGAACAUUUCUGGAUGACAUGUGUGGGUCAGGGGAAAACAGAGUCAGGCGUUGGAUCCUGGUUCUGUCUCUGGAACAGGGAAAGAACCAGAACUCUGGAUCACAAGAUUCUGGUUCCAGAUGUUUCACACUUGAUUUCUGUUCACAAGAAACUCUCAUUGACAAACAAACACAGAGUUUCAUUCAGAAACCUCCAACAUGGUCAUGUGACCAGAAUGUUCAUGGUGUUGACACGGACAAACGCUGUGGUCACAUGACUCACUGGUUUGGAUUCAAGUCCUUUGAAGUCAGUUUUUGGAGCAGAAAUCCCGUCUGAUCUCAGUUAGUGAACAAAAGUCUCUCAGUUGAAUCAUUUUUCUAUCAUCUCUGUUCUGUUGAUGAUCAAAUAUUGACUCAUUCAGUUUGAAAGACUCAGAGUUUUGGUUUGAUCGUAUAUUCCACAGUUUUCUGACUGAAAUUUAUUUUUCUUUGGUGUUUUGUAAAUAAAACUCUGUUCUUUUUCAUGCUGACAGCAUUUUUAGCUGCAGUUUUAAAGACGUUUCAUCUAAAUCCAGUUGAAUCUCCUCAUUUUAUAGAAUGUGUGAAACUAGUAGAAACUUCCUGAGCAUAAAGCCUGUUUUCUCCAGAGGAUAUGAAUGAACAGAGUGGAUCUUUGUGAGGAAUGACAGCCUCUGGAUGCAGAGAAUCACUUUGAUGCAGCUGCUGCAACAACACCAACUGCAAUGAAGCAGGAGGGAGAAGGGAGACACCUGCUGGCUGUUUGUAGAACUGCAUAAUAAUGUCAAAAGGCUUCAAAAUGAAAGCUGUCUGUAAAAUUCCUGCAGCCUGUUUGGAUCUAAUAAAUGCUCUUUUGAAUCAA
Molecule: messenger RNA, 4477 nt
Organism: Oryzias latipes (Japanese medaka)
Lineage: Eukaryota; Metazoa; Chordata; Actinopteri; Beloniformes; Adrianichthyidae
Source: RefSeq, a predicted model, not a curated record